Molecule: messenger RNA, 729 nt
Organism: Malus domestica (apple)
Lineage: Eukaryota; Viridiplantae; Streptophyta; Magnoliopsida; Rosales; Rosaceae
Product: cysteine proteinase inhibitor 1-like
Molecular function (GO): cysteine-type endopeptidase inhibitor activity
Source: RefSeq, a predicted model, not a curated record
UAAUGAUUCAGUGUGAAAAAUAUAACUCAAAAGAAUUGUUUUCUCUUACUCUCUCUAAUUUUCUGCAAUCUCUCUCUCUCUCUAAGUGUGAAACCUCCAUUGUUAAAGCUUCAAGCUUCUCUUCUUACAUCUCCAACUAUUAUUCAAUCUGCAUUUCCUUCUCUCAUCAGACGUUAAUAAUGGCGGCAAAUGAUUCGCUUGCUCAGUUCCCCUCCUCCGCCGUUGAUGCAGCCAAAAAAGCCGGCGAGGUGCAUUUGGUCACGGAGACUGAUAACCGACGGGGCCGUAUAUGUGGCGGUUGGUGGCCCAUAGAGAACAUCAGCGACCCCCAUGUGAAGGAGAUUGCAGAGUUUGCGGUGUCGGAGUACAACGAGCAAGCCAAAGGCCAGAACAAGCUGGCGUUUGAGAGGGUCGUCCGGGGCGACAGACAGCUGGUGGCGGGCAUGAACUACCGGCUUGUCAUUUCCGCUAAGAACAAGUCCGUGGCUGAUCCCAAUGAUGCCACUCCCGCGGAAUACGAGGGUAUUGUGUGGGAGAGGACUAGGCUGCAUUUUAAGCAGUUGACAUCAUUUCAUCGAUUGUCAAACCCUAACUAGGUUUCGUUUUAUAUUUUAGUUGUUGUGUUUAUGCAAUCAUGUACUCUGGACUCUAGUUUGCUUGAAGCUUAUCAUCUUUCAUUAUAAUAAAUAAAUCGAGGGAAUAAUUGAUCUUCAAUCUAAUUUUCUUCAU